Messenger RNA from Notothenia coriiceps (black rockcod), 705 nucleotides. RefSeq names its product actin-binding protein anillin-like. Gene Ontology annotation, biological process: mitotic cytokinesis; septin ring organization; actomyosin contractile ring assembly. Bases 1 to 705 code for a protein of 234 amino acids. Gene Ontology annotation, cellular component: actomyosin contractile ring. NCBI's taxonomy places the organism in Eukaryota, Metazoa, Chordata, Actinopteri, Perciformes, Nototheniidae. The record is from RefSeq and is a predicted model, not a curated record. The transcript has 9 exons.
AUGGCAGGAAGUUUUUCUAUGGAGUACCCAGAUGAAAUACCGCCAUUUAUGAGUAUGCAACAUUUAAGCACCAUCUCCAAUAAAACUCUGAAUGAAGAAGCAGGGAAGCUGCAAAAUGUGAUCAGCCAGACGCUGCAGGCUCUGAGCUGCUGCACCGAUGAAGAGCACGGCCGAGGCUCGCUGGAGGAGGCUGAGGCGGAGAAGCUCCUGCUGGUCUCCUGUGAGAAGCGUUCUGCCCUGCUGGCGGAGGUUGCUAGACUGAGGGAGGAGAGGGGCUCUGAGUCAGGAGAGGAGGGGGACUAUGUUCCCCAGCAGCCCUGCAGAGGGACGGUCAGCAUCACAAACAUCCAGCUGCCUCUCAAGGUGGAGUUUGUCUGCUCCUCGCACAACCGCACAGGUCGGCCGAGUCACUUCUUUUUCGCGCUGAUCCGCUACGGGCCCUGCAACAUCGAUGCCACGCCGCUGGCCACGGCUGCUGAUGCUAAGAACGGAGACACCAUCUCCUUCCCUACUUUUGUCAUCCUGAAGGAUAUCCGCUCAUCCUUUGAGAUAGAUGUGGAGGUCUACAGCCUGUCCCACACUUCAGGUGGUAACAGCAGCAUGGACCGGGCCACCGCCAAGUCACGGGUUACGCCAAGAAAGCUUCUGAACACCCUCAAAAGAUCCAGUCACAGUCACAGCCUGACAUAUCAGGGAGCUGCAUGA